AUAUACGCCAAAUGGCACUUUAAUUUUCACUUUUUCUGUAUCUUUCCGUGGAAUUUUGCUUUUCUCGUCAAACCAAGUCACAAUCCCUCUUCAGUCACUUGCUGCUUCUUCUUCGCCAAACCCAAAACCCUAAAUUCAUUUUCUUAUGAUUCCAUCACCUUGAUUUACAAAUUAAUCUCCACUUCGUACGGUUGAUUCGAGCCAACCUUCAUAAUGGAGGAUUAUAUGGAUCAAAGCUCUGGAGGAGACACUGAUGGAAGUGAUUCAGAGGUAGAGGAGUACGUGGAUAAAUCUUAUGAAGAGCUACAAAGUGGAAAACACAAAGUCAGGUUAUCUGAUGAAACUUUCACUUGUCCCUAUUGUCGUAACAAGAAAAAGCGUGAUUAUCAGUACAAAGAUCUACUACAGCACGCUACAAUGGUGGGAAAAAGCGAUUCUCAAAAGAGAAACCCAAAAGACAAGGCAAAUCAUCUUGCACUAGUUAAGUUUCUUCAAAAAGAUAUAUCUGGGAACUCUAACUCUGGCCCAUCAAAACCUAAAGAGGAGACAGAUAACCUUGCAGAUCAUGAUGGUGAUGAGCUGUUUGUAUGGCCAUGGAAGGGUAUUGUGGUCAAUCUCCCAACCGAGUUAAAAGACGGGAGAUAUGUAGGAAAAAGUGGGUCAAACAUGAGAGACCAUUUAACUGCAAGAGGUUUCAAUCCUACACGAGUGCACCCUUUAUGGAACUAUCGUGGUCAUUCUGGAUCUGCAGUGGUUGAAUUUAACAAAGGUUGGGAUGGUUUUAAGAAUGCCAUGUCAUUUGAGAAAGCUUAUGAAGCUGAUCAUCGUGGUAAAAGGGAUUGGAAGGUAAAUGAUGAUCCAAAAUCUGAUAUUUAUGGUUGGGUUGCUCGUGCUGAUGAUUACAAAGCUCUUAAUAUAAUUGGAGAGCAUCUUCGCAAGAUUGGUGAUCUUAGGACUGUUUCUGAUAUCAUGGCAGAAGAAGAACGAAAGGCAAAUACUUUAGUCUCAACCUUGACAAGAGAAGUUGAGGUCAAAAAGAGAACCUUUGAAGAAAUGGAGACUUUAUAUGUUGAGACAGAGAAUUCACUUAGCAAAGUAAUUGAAGAAAAAGAUUUGCUUCAUCAGUCUUAUAAUGAUGAGUUAAAGAAAAUCCAGGCCAGUGCACAUGAUCAUUUUAAAAAAAUCUUUAAUGAUCAUGAAAAGAUUAAACUCCAGCUGGAAAACCAGAAGAAGGAACUCGAGCUCAGGGGUAAUGAACUUGAGAAACGUGAAGUGGUAAAUGAAAAUGAAAGAAAAAAACUCACUGAAGAGAUUGAAGAGAAUGCUGUGAAAAAUAGUUUGCUUCAGAUGGCCUCUGAUGAACAAAGGAAAGCCGAUGAAAGUGUGAUGAAACUUGCUGAAGAUCAAAAGAGGGAAAAGGAAGAACUCCAUAAGAAAAUUAUUAAUCUUGAGAAACAGCUAGAUGCAAAGCAAGCUGUAGAGCUUGAGAUAGAACGUUUAAAGGGACAAUUAAAUGUGAUGAAACACAUUGGAGAUGUUGAUUUGGAGGUGUUGAAGGAAGUGGAAGAGAUACACAAGAACUUAAGGGAUAAAGAAGAAGAGCUUGAACAUAUCCAAAGUUUGAAUCAAACUCUUGUUGUUCAAGAACGCAAGAGAAAUGAUGAGUUGCAAGAUGCCCGCAAAGAAUUAAUUGAAGGAUUGAAGGAGCUACCAAAAAGUGCACAUAUUGGGGUGAAGAGGAUGGGGGAGCUUGAAAAUAAACCUUUCUUGGAUGCCAUGAAGAGGAAGUAUGGGGACAUGGAUGCUGAAGAUAGGGCUUCAGAAAUGUGUUCAUUAUGGGAAGAGUAUCUCAGAGAUCCAAAUUGGCAUCCUUUCAAGGUCAUCACUGUCGAUGAGCAAUCACAGAGAUUGAUUGAUGAAAGUGAUGAUAAAUUGAAAAGUUUGAAGAGAGAUUUGGGUGAAGAUGUGUAUAAAGCUGUGACGACUGCUUUGACUGAGAUUAAUGAUUAUAAUCCAAGUGGAUCAUAUAUUACAACCGAGUUAUGGAAUUUUGCUCAAGGAAGGAAAGCUCUUUUGCAGGAGGGAGCUUCUUAUCUUCUGGACUUGUGGGAUUCUGCUCAAAAACGCAGGCGAAUCAUGUGAGGGAUUUGGAUUUUGGAUUUCUUCUAGUUUAUGAUAUGGGAUUCUGGUUCUUAAUGGAUCCAGAUUCUUGGUAGGUGAUUGAUUAUAAGACUUUCCUUUAUGAUAAGACUCUCCAACAAAUGUAUUCAGACUUAGGCUGUGCUAAUAAUUGUUGGUUAUUGAGAAUAUUUGUGGCGGAAA
Molecule: messenger RNA, 2322 nt
Organism: Lactuca sativa (garden lettuce)
Lineage: Eukaryota; Viridiplantae; Streptophyta; Magnoliopsida; Asterales; Asteraceae
Gene: IDN2
Product: XH/XS domain-containing protein
Biological process (GO): gene silencing by siRNA-directed DNA methylation
Source: RefSeq, a predicted model, not a curated record